This is a messenger RNA of Symbiodinium necroappetens, 1191 nucleotides long. The record is from the annotation of a GenBank genome assembly. NCBI's taxonomy places the organism in Eukaryota, Dinophyceae, Suessiales, Symbiodiniaceae.
AUGACGCGUGGCCUCUUGGCCUUUGCCUUGGCUGCUGCAGCUGGGCUUGCCUCUGGACAGCAGACGGGCGGAACAGGAGCUUAUCCAGCGAAGUAUAACCUCAUUGACCCAGAUCCGUCCUGCAGGUAUGCUUCAACUGUGUGGACAGACAAAGGGCCUCAGUGCCCAAUAUAUUCAGGGGCAGCCGAUGUUGAUGUCAUGGCCGCCCAUCCGAAUGUCAUGGAGAGGACGCUGUAUGUGAUGCGGAACAUGGCUCGCUUGUUCCCUACCUUUUAUGCUGCGUCGGAGUGGGGAUGGUCUUCAGCCACAUACAAGGACGACUGCCAUCAAUCGCACUCACCGGAGCGACCCUACUAUUUCAUGUCCGAGGCCGUUCAGGCUGCGAGGCUCAAUGCCUUCUCUGGGGCUACGACAUAUUCAGGAUGCAGCAGGAGUGCGUGUGGAUCUGCUUCUUCACAUUUCACUUGCUGCGACUACUGUGAAUUCAACAUUUGGGCUCAGUGCGGCUUCAAGUACCGCACGCGCGGCAUCGUCCAGCCCCUUUUCUCCAAGAAUGCGUGGAAUGAUGUUGGCUCGGAAGGGAUCUGGGGCCAGAACACGGCUUUCAUUUCUUCUGCUGCGCAUUGCGGCCAGAACUUUAACCCGGCCUACGACCACCAGGGUAUCGGCUUCUACCCAGGAGGGGCGACUACCAUGGUAGGCAUCAAGGACACGGGAGAUUGGGAGGAUCAUGUGUUUCCACAUGCCACGCACUUUGACUGGGAUUCCUCCGAUCAUUUCACGUUCUUGGUACAGUGGUUUGGCAAGAAGCAGACGGUUCCAAGAAGGGUGGUGCAGCUCUUCCUCCUUUAUGGUGGGGAGGCUACUGACAUGGGCAGCCCUUUUGCUGGAGAUGAUGCUUCAGGCUUCUUUGUGAAGCAGAAGCCUCUGACUGCUACCUGCGAGCCCUGCGCCUUCAUGGCUCAGGACCAGAUCGGAGAAUGGCAUCGCCUUCCCGAAGAGAAGGAAUAUUAUUUCGGAACGGUCAGCCAGCCUCAAAGCUUGCUGGAUGGAUCUGCAGCAUGUGCGGAGAAUCACUACUACUUCGACGGGUCCGAAUGGAGUGCCAACGGGGGCCCCGGGCUCGCCAACAACAAGACCGAAGCAGGUGGCUGUGCGGCUUGGGCUGGACUACCAAUCUCCAACCCAUAA